GUCGCGACGCUCGGGGCCGCUCGCCGCCGCGCCGCCACGCGCCGCCACGCGCGUCCCAUUCCGCCAUGCACUGCUGAGUGCCUGCUCCUCCGGUGCCGCCGGACACCUCGGUCUCGUGCCGACGUCUCUCGCCCUCCUGUCAUUGACGCGCCACAACUAGUGCACUGUGCCACUGGACCAUUGUUUUGUGUUACCAUUUACGGUGUAAAAUGGGUUAAAUCGGAGGAUUUUUAAAUGAAUAUUGAUGUUAUCGUCGUUCUUAGAUAGUGACUAUAUCAGUGAAAAGGAUUUCCGCACUGUUGACUAUUUCCUCUAUCCUAUAUCCCUCUUCCUUUCCUUCUCCAAGGUUUAGGUCUAUAAUACCCAAGACCCAAGAGUGAUCUUUCGAGUUUUUUAUAUUCGACUGACAUAUCUUCUACUUAUCUUCUAAGCUAACUAUCAAGGCUGAACUAGAACAUUAUUCUUUAUUUCUGAUAUUUGAAGAAAAGUGCCAAAAAUAAUAAAAAAAAAGAAUUGUGUUCAUUGGAAGCGUGUUACAAGGGUGUGGUGGUUGAAGAAGUGCGUCACGAAUGGUGGUUUUAGUGUUGGGGUUGAGUGUCGGAUGUUGUGCUGGUGUUGAGUGCGGCGGCGCAUUGGCUCGGAUUGCGCACACGGCUCCAAGGUGGUCGGAGGCGGGGUGUUCCGUUGCUGCGUGCCCUGGUGCGGGGCGCGCGGGGCGGCGCCCGUCGACGACGCCAGUUAUGUCCUAAGAGAGGGCAGCCCACAACCCUCACACAGAGAAUUUGUCGCCCCGGAGCCUGUAAUAAGCUCACCUCGUCCACUCGGUCAACAGUCUCCAUUGCCUGGAAUUGAGGAGGAGGACGAUUCCGAUUGGCCGCUAGAGGACGCCACCGACGCUACCAUCACCCCUUCUUAUAAAAGUACUAGAAGUAGUACAGACACCGCUUAUACUUCGUCCAGAAGUUCCGGAAAGAAGAGAAGUUUUGGCAGUCCAUCGUCAGUGAAGAUAUGCAUAUCUGCAGCGGCGCGAAAGUCGAAUAAAGCGCGUAAGCGUGGCUCGAGCGCGGUUGGCGCGUCACCGUCCGCGCAGGCGGGCGAGGACGCCGCGCCGGCGCACGCGCUCCUGCCGCACGGCAAGAUGCAGGCUGAGCAGGGCAGCAUCGGCGAGCUGCAGAAGUACCACGGCCGGUAUCUCAAGAGCCGCCGCCACACCCUCGCCAAUGUUCGUUUCGAUGUGGAGAACGGGGGCGCCGCGGGCGGCGCGGGGGGCGCGCGCUCGCCGCUCGAGGGCGGGUCUCCAUCCGCCGCGCUGGUCCUGCAAGCCAUGCCGCAGCGCCGCGAGUCCUUCCUCUACCGGUCCGACUCCGACUUCGAGAUGUCGCCCAAGUCCAUGUCCCGGAACAGCUCCAUUGCCAGCGAAAGAUUCAAGGAGUCGGAGGCGGCACAGCUGGACAGAGCUCAUGGCGAAGACUUGAUCGUGACGCCCUUCGCGCAGGUCCUAGCAAGCCUCCGUAGUGUUCGAAACAACUUCCUAUGCCUCACAAAUGUGCCAGUCGCCAAAUCCCGAAGAUCUUCAGGCGCCGCCACAGCAGUUACGCCCCAGCCGAAAAACUUCAACCCUGGAGACGAAGCCUACAUGAAGUUAGCGCUGGAGACUGUGGAGGAGCUGGACUGGUGCCUCGACCAGCUCGAGACCAUACAAACACACCGCUCCGUGUCCGAUAUGGCUUCGCUCAAGUUCAAACGUAUGCUGAACAAGGAGCUCAGCCACUUCUCGGAGUCCAGCAAGUCCGGCAACCAGAUCUCAGAGUACAUCUGCUCCACAUUCUUGGACAAACAACAGGAACUCGAUCUGCCCUCGUUGCAAGUUGAGGAGAGCGUUGCGGAGCGCACCAAGAAAAAGGAAAAACCACGUCAUGGAGGCCCAGCUACUACCAUGUCUCAAGAUUGUUUUACACAGAUCACCGGUGUGAAACGGACACUGACACAUACCAACAGCUUCACUGGAGAGCGCGUGCCGCGAUAUGGAGUAGAGACACCUCACGAGGAGGAGCUCGGCAGGCUGCUGGGCGAGAUCGACCGCUGGGGCGUCGACAUCUUCCGGAUCGGUGACCUAUCCUGCGGCCGCCCGCUCACAGCCGUUGCGUACGCCGCCUUCUCCUCGCGGGAACUGCUGUCCACGCUACAGAUACCUGCCCGCACUUUCCUGGCGUUCGCGCUCACUUUGGAAGAACACUACGUGCGCGAUAACCCCUUCCACAAUUCGCUGCACGCGGCCGACGUGACCCAGUCCACGAACGUGCUGCUCAAUACGCCCGCGCUGGACGCGGUGUUCACCCCGCUAGAGGUGUGCGCCGCGCUGUUUGCCGCCUGCGUGCACGACGUCGACCACCCGGGCCUUACCAACCAGUUUCUCGUUAACUCUAGCUCGGAACUAGCUCUCAUGUAUAAUGAUGAAUCAGUAUUGGAGAACCAUCAUCUCGCCGUAGCGUUCAAACUACUACAGAAUGACGGUUGCGAUAUAUUUGUCAAUCUGCACAAGAAGCAGCGACAAACGCUCCGUAAAAUGGUCAUAGACAUGGUGCUUUCAACAGACAUGUCGAAACACAUGAGUCUACUUGCAGACCUCAAGACUAUGGUGGAAACAAAGAAAGUCGCCGGCAGUGGUGUCCUACUACUGGAUAACUACACGGACAGAAUACAGGUGUUAGAAAAUCUCGUACAUUGUGCCGAUCUCAGCAACCCCACUAAGCCCCUGCCUCUCUAUAAGCGAUGGGUGGCGUUGCUUAUGGAGGAAUUCUUCCAGCAAGGAGAUCGCGAAAGAGAGCAAGGAAUGGACAUAAGUCCGAUGUGCGACAGGCACAAUGCUACAAUAGAAAAAUCUCAAGUCGGUUUCAUCGAUUACAUCGUGCACCCUCUGUGGGAGACGUGGGCGGACCUGGUACACCCCGACGCGCAGGACAUCCUCGACACCCUGGAGGAGAACCGCGACUAUUACCAAAGCAUGAUCCCACCGUCGCCGCCGCCGGCACCCGCUCAGCCGCACUCCUCCGAUGACGACCGCCCUGAACAAAUACGCUUCCAAGUCACAUUAGAGGAAGGGGAAGGCUCAGAAGAGUGUGAAGGUGAGGGCGAUGGUGGGAUGUGACGGAAACUACUGGGAAUCUGCAAGAAACUCUCAGAGAAGAUGCAAGUGUGGUGGAAGCUCUGGCAGUAGAGCGGCACGGGCGGGCCGGCGGCGGCGCGCCCGCACCACGCGUGAGCCGCGCCGCGCCCGCGCUGCGCCCCGCGGUCGACCUCUUGUUGGAUAAUAAUAAUAACACUUGUUGACGCUUACGUCGAAAUGGAACGAUCUGUGGGUGUAUCGUGACAUUUCGAUUAUGAUUAUUUAUAUGUGAUUAUUACGCAAUGUUGUUUAGAGUUACCUAACGACUAAAUAAUUAUGUCCCUCCAAUGACUGUGUAACAUUCGAUUGUCUAGUGUUUUACUAUUGUUUCGUUUUAUCUAACCAAAGAUAUGAAGAAUUCGGUUAUUAAGUUGACAGAAUCGUUCGAUAUCCCUGUAAGUAGUUAGUCUUCGGUUCUUAAAGUUAAAGUCGUGUAAGUAGUUAUAGUCGUCGACACCGCUAUACCGGUUCGACUAAGUAAGGACAUUGAAAACGCUUAUUAAUUGGUAUGAAAGGGUAAUUUAUAUUGUCAUAUCAUCCACGUUUCUCAUAUUUAAUACGGGUUUGCGAUAAUGAUGUUAUUCACCAAAAUAUAUUAACAUAAUAGGUAUCCUAAAUAUAAAAACUAUUUUAAGGUAAAUUUUAAAAAUUGCCUUUCGGAGUUGUUAUUGUGUCUUUUUUCUGAAUAUUUAAUAUUCGGCCAGCCUCUUACUGUGAAGACUCUCCUUAGUUCAUCUGUUAUCAUAGCUUUACUUGCGUUGGUGAACCUAACAGCACCUCAUUUCUUAUGAAGGAUCGCUGGCGAUCCUCUUACUUUUCUCUUUAGAAUAAUGUAUUAUUUUUGUAAAUUACGUAUUACCUACUCUAAUUCUCUUUAUCAAAAAACAUUAGUCAUGAAUUUUAAGUUUUUUGUGAACGCAACUAACAGCUUGAAGUGUUGAUUAAAUAAUAUAUUGUAGGCAUACUAACAAUGAGUGGUUUGCAACUAAGUUUUCUCUCGAUCAGUGAGUUGAAAUAUUUUCAGAAGUAAUUAGUAAGGUCCAAACUAUAUCGCCAUAAGGGCCGGGUCUUGCAAUACCUAGUUCGUUCUAAGUAGCCAGUGUCUACCCUGUCUAGGCACUCUGCGCACAACGUUUCAUUCAAUCUUCUUUCAUACCACAUUCAGUUCGAUUUACUUUUACAAUUUCAUCGCGCCCAAAUACUUCACACAUUACUGUAUCAAUUAAUUUCACUACAGAUCUGAUUUCUGAUUAUUCUCACAUGCCUCGUCAAUUGAAGCUUACGAUCACAAACGGCACAAACAAGUGUAUGUUACGAGGAGGUUAAUACCUACUUAAUUAUUGUAUUAUGUUUGCAUUUCAUUGUAUCCAUCGUAUUUAAUAUAAAGAUUUUAUUACUUAUGAGCUGGUCUCUAUGUUUUCAUGUACUCAAAAGAUAUUUACUUGUUUCGAUUAAACGAUUUAGUUCCUCGCC
Messenger RNA from Pectinophora gossypiella (pink bollworm), 4639 nucleotides. RefSeq names its product cAMP-specific 3',5'-cyclic phosphodiesterase (gene dnc). NCBI's taxonomy places the organism in Eukaryota, Metazoa, Arthropoda, Insecta, Lepidoptera, Gelechiidae. Gene Ontology annotation, biological process: signal transduction. Bases 1139 to 3148 code for a protein of 669 amino acids. The transcript has 12 exons. Gene Ontology annotation, molecular function: 3',5'-cyclic-AMP phosphodiesterase activity. The record is from RefSeq and is a predicted model, not a curated record. Gene Ontology annotation, cellular component: cytosol; nucleus; perinuclear region of cytoplasm.